AUGGCUCUCAUAGUGGAUAAACAUCGUCCUCGGUCUCUGGAUCAACUUACUUAUCAUGAUGAUUUAUCGGAUCGUUUGAGAGCUCUUGCACAAUCGGGCGAUUUUCCCCAUCUCCUUCUCUACGGACCUUCUGGGGCCGGCAAAAAAACCCGCAUCGUAUGUACUCUCAAAGAACUCUACGGCGGCUCCGUCGAAAAAAUCAAAAUCGAUUCCCGCGUUUUCCAACUCUCAUCUUCGUCUCGAAAACUCGAAUUUAAUAUCGUUUCCUCUUUGUAUCAUUUAGAAAUUACGCCGUCAGAUGUAGGAAACUAUGAUCGAGUGGUGAUUUCGGAGUUGUUGAAGGAAGUGGCGCAGACACAGCAGGUGGAUCAGAGUGCGAAACAGAGGUUUAAGGUUGUGGUUAUUAAUGAGGCGGAUGGGUUGAGUAGGGAUGCGCAGGCUGCGUUGAGGAGGACUAUGGAGAAGUAUAGUGGGAAUGUUAGGUUGAUUCUUGUGGCUAAUAGUACGUCCGGGAUUAUUGGCCCGAUUAGGAGUAGGACUUUGUUGGUUAGGGUGGGAGCGCCGACAGAGGGGGAUAUUGUGAAGGUGCUUGAGAAGAGUGGGAAGAGGGAGGGGUGGGGGGUUAGUAGGGGGUUUUUGGAGAGAGUGGCAAAGGAGAGUGGUAGGAAUUUGAGGAGGGCGCUUUUAAUGUAUGAGGCAGCGCAUGCGCAGAAUGAAACAAUAAACGACACCACACCCAUUCCACCUCCCGACUGGGAAGCACUCCUCUCAACCAUCGCACACAGCAUGACCAUUGAACACACACCGGCACAAAUCCUCAAAAUCCGCGCGCAACUCUACGAUCUCCUCACCCACUGUAUCCCCGCCACCACCAUUCUCAAAACCCUAACGUGGAAACUCAUGCCAUUAGUCGAUGACGCAUUGAAAAGCGAUAUCGUCAAAUGGGCUGCGUUUUAUGAACAUAGAUGUAAGACGGGUACGAAGGUGAUAUUUCAUCUAGAAGCUUUUGUGGCGAAGUUUAUGAGGGUUAGUGAGGAGUGGUUGAUGGCUAUGGAGGUUGAGUAG
This is a messenger RNA of Sclerotinia sclerotiorum 1980 UF-70, 1065 nucleotides long. RefSeq lists its product as hypothetical. The coding region runs from base 1 to 1065 and encodes 354 amino acids. The transcript is spliced from 3 exons. The record is from RefSeq and is a predicted model, not a curated record. Gene Ontology annotation, cellular component: Rad17 RFC-like complex; Ctf18 RFC-like complex; DNA replication factor C complex. NCBI's taxonomy places the organism in Eukaryota, Fungi, Ascomycota, Leotiomycetes, Helotiales, Sclerotiniaceae. Gene Ontology annotation, biological process: DNA-templated DNA replication; DNA repair. Gene Ontology annotation, molecular function: ATP hydrolysis activity; DNA clamp loader activity; DNA binding.